Messenger RNA from Cotesia congregata, 1194 nucleotides. Lineage: Eukaryota; Metazoa; Arthropoda; Insecta; Hymenoptera; Braconidae. The record is from the annotation of a GenBank genome assembly.
AUGGCUUACAUUGGUAAUAAAUGGGCUAAGAAGCGGGAGUGUAUAUCGAUACAUAUAGGACAAGCGGGCGUUCAAAUGGGCAACGCCUGCUGGGAACUCUACUGCCUUGAACAUGGGAUUCAUCCUGACGGCCAGAUGCCCAGUGAUAAAACGAUCGAUAAGGAAGACGAUUCUUUCAAUACAUUUUUUUCCGAGAGUGAUAGUGGAAAAGAAAUAAUCGAUUUGACAAUAGACCGAAUUCGGAGAAUAACAGAACAAUGCCGAGGUCUCCAAGGAUUUCUUAUUUUUCAUUCAUUCGGUGGUGGAACAGGUUCAGGCUUCUCAAGUUUACUUAUGGAACAAUUAUCCGUGGAGUAUCCUAAGCGAAGUAAAUUGUCUUUCAGUAUCUACCCCGCACCUCAAGUCUCUACGGCGGUGGUUGAGCCAUACAAUGCUAUACUUUACACACACCCUACCCUUGAACACUGCGAGGUCGCUUUUAUUGUCGAUAACCAGGCGAUAUACGAAUUGUGCAGACGUAAUUUGAGUAUCGACAGACCGACUUACACAAAUUUGAAUAGAUUAAUUGGUCAAAUAGUUUCUUCAAUUACAGCAAGUCUUCGAUUCGAUGGAGCUUUGAACGUUGAUCUUACAGAAUUCCAAACUAACUUAGUUCCUUACCCGCGUAUACAUUUUCCUCUCGCCACGUAUGCGCCGGUUUUAUCAGGAGACAAAGCUGGACAUGAACGAUCGACGGUUGCCGACAUUACGACUUCAUGUUUUGAACCAAAUCACCAAAUGGUUAAUUGUGAUCCUAGAAAAGGAAAAUACAUGGCUGUUUGCAUGCUUUAUCGCGGAGACGUUGUUCCUAAAGAUGUAAAUGCAGCGAUUGCUAUGAUUAAACGGCAAAAGCAUGUUCAGUUUGUGGAAUGGUCUCCUACGGGCUUCAAAGUAGGAAUAAAUUAUCAACCACCUACAGUUGUGCCAGGAGGUGAUUUAGCAAAAACAGAAAGGGCAGUCUGUUGUCUUUGUAAUACAACUGCGAUUGUCGAGGCUUGGGCUAGAAUUGAUCAUAAAUUUGAUUUGAUGUUCGUUGGUGAAGGGAUGGAAGAAGGUGAAUUUGCCGAAGCAAGAGAAGAUUUAGCUGCUCUUGAACUUGACUAUCGUGAAGUUCAAGAGGACGCCGUUAAUACUGAAGAAGAUGAAGAAUAUUGA